AUGCAGUUCACAGUGAUGCCAGAGCUGCCGACGCCGCCCGCGCCGGAGGUCAUGGCCAAAACGGCGCAGUCCAUCACGUUGCGCGUGCAGAAACCGCCUCAAGCGGACGGCGACGCGCAGUACAAGCUGCAAGUGAGCUACAGCGAACAUGGCUACGUCUUUUACUCGUGGAGUGAGUCGGCGCUCUUUGCGGGCAGUAUGUUCCCCGUGAAAGGCCUGAGCCCCAAUACGACCUACGUCUUCCGCGUGCGCGUGGUGCAUGAGAAGGCUCGACAGUGCGGCGAGUGGUCAGUGCUGACGCCAAACGUGCGCACGUUCACGGAGGAGGAGGACGCCAAGCGCUCGGGCACCGUGUUCGAGCAUGCGCUCAAGCUCGAGCGCGAGCACAAGAGCGUUCUCGAGGGACAGAUCUCCAAGCUCACUGGGAUGCUGGACGAGCGGAAGACGACACGGGAGGACGAAGGCAAGCUGCAGCAGCACGAGGACAUGCUGGCCAGUCGCCGCGUGAUCGACACGAGUCUCGGGAAGCUCCAGCAGGAACUGAGUGCGCAGACGCUGGCGCUGCAGACGAUCAAGAGUCAACGCGCUGCGGACGAGCAGAUGAUCACGGAGCUGCUGAACGAGCAAGAGACGCUGCGUUCUGCGCAGAGCGAGCAGCAGGGACAGGUGCAGUACGAGCUCGAGAUGCAGACGCUCCGUGCUCAAUUGGAGAAGAACGAGCAAGCGCUGAGGAAGUACCAGGAGCAGGUGAACGCGAGUCAUGAGCAGGUCUUGCACUACGAGACGUCACUGCAGGUGAAGGAGCGGGAGAUUGCGCAGAAGGAGGAGGAGGUGGAAAGAAUAACGGCCGACUGCAACCGCAUGGUCCAGGAGCAAGCUGAUUUCGCCCACGUCAAGCAGCUGGAGGUGGAAGAUGCCUUGCUGGAGGCAAAGACAUCGCUGGAGCAGCAGCUGGACGUCAACACGUACUUGCGCGAAGAGGUCUCGCGUCUGCGUGAGGAGAACCACCACCUGAAGAAUCAGAUCAAGGAAGUGGACUCGGAGGUCGUUCCCAAGCUGGUGCGUCUCGAGGACGAGAACGAACGGCUGCGUGCCCAGCUUAGCCGCCGGUAG
This is a messenger RNA of Hyaloperonospora brassicae, 1113 nucleotides long. Lineage: Eukaryota; Oomycota; Peronosporomycetes; Peronosporales; Peronosporaceae. The record is from the annotation of a GenBank genome assembly.